GAAGGGGCAGGGGGUAGCAGGAGAGAAGAGAAACAGACUGUCAAGGAGAUGGAUGGACAGAUGGAUGGAUAGAUGGAUGGAUUGAGGUGGAGAGACAGGCCAAGGGUGGUGGUGGGGGGGGAUUCAGAGAGUUGCUCAGAGAGAAAGAGCCUGAGGCAGGGAGAAAAAGAGACAGAGGAGGAGACUCAGAGAGCCUGGGACAGAGGGAGAAUGAGAUGGAGAUAAAGAGACACUCCCGGAGAGAGGAAAAUGGAGAGAGUUGGAAAAAGAGACUAAAAGAGAACAAGAGACAAAGACGCAGAGAGAGGGAGUCAGAGAAAGGUAGUGGCAGACAUACGUGGCAGCCAAUGAGCACUGUGGGAGCCACGGCCAGAGGAACUGGAAUGGCCCUGAGGACACCCAUCAGGGCUCCCCUGAUGCUCAUGGGGCUGCUGACCACAGGCCUGGCUCAGUUGCCAAUCCCUGCCUCGGCCCCUCGUGGUUUCUGGGCCCUGUCUGAAAACCUGACGGCUGUGGAGGGGGCCACAGUUGAGCUGCGGUGCGGGGUCACUGCCCCUGGCAGUGUGGUACAAUGGGCCAAGGAUGGGCUACUCCUAGGCCCCGACCCUGGGAUCCCGGGCUUCCCGAGGUACCGCCUCAAAGGAGAUCCUGCUAAAGGUGAAUUCCACCUGCACAUUGAAGCAUGUGACCUCAGCGAUGACGCCGAGUAUGAGUGCCAGGUCAGCCGCUCAGAGAUGGGCCCCGAGCUCCUGUCUCCCAGAGUCAUCCUCUCCAUCCUGGUUCCCCCCAAGGUGCUUCAGCUGACCCCUGAGGCAGGGAGCACAGUCACCUGGGUAGCUGGGCAGGAGUAUACGGUCAGCUGUGUGUCUGGGGAUGCAAAGCCAGCACCUGAUAUCACCUUUCUCCAAAGUGGACAAACAAUAUCUGAUGUUUCUGCUAACGUGAACGAGGGGUCCCAGGAGAAACUCUUCAUGACAGAGGCCACAGCCAGGGUGACACCCCAGAGCUCGGAUAAUGGGCAGUUACUAGUCUGUGAGGCAUCCAGCCCAGCUUUGGACACUCCCAUCAAGGCUUCCAUCACCAUGAAUGUUCUGUUCCCCCCAGGACCCCCUGUCAUCCAGUGGCCAGGCCUGGAAGAAGGGCACGUGAGGGCAGGGCAGAGCCUGGAGCUGCCGUGCACAGCACGAGGGGGAAAUCCGCCAGCCACACUACAGUGGCUGAAGAAUGGCCAGCCUGUGUCCACAGCGUGGGGCACAGAGCAUGUUCAGGCAGUGGCCCGCAGUGUGCUGGUGAUGACCGUGCAGCCAGAAGACCACGGAGCGAGGCUCAGCUGUGAAGCCUACAACAGCGUAUCUACAGGGACCCAGGAACAAAGCAUCACGCUACAGGUCACCUUUCCCCCUAGUGCCAUUACCAUCCUGGGAUCUGCGUCACAGACUGAGAACAAGAACGUGACACUGUGCUGUAUCGCCAAGUCCAGUCGCCCUCGGGUCCUGCUGCAGUGGUGGCUGGGGGGCCGGCAGCUGCUUCCUACCGACGAAACAGUCAUGGAUGGCCUGCAUGGUGGCCACAUCUCCAUGUCUAAUCUGACGUUCCUGGUGCGGCGGGAAGACAAUGGCCUGACCCUCACCUGCGAGGCCUUCAGUGAGGCCUUCGCCAAGGAAACUUUCAAGAAGUCGCUCACCUUGAAUGUGAAAUAUCCUGCCCAGAAGCUGUGGAUUGAGGGACCACCAGAGGGGAAGUAUCUCAGGACUGGGACCCGGGUGAGGCUGGUGUGUUUGGCCAUUGGGGGCAACCCAGACCCCUCCCUCACCUGGUACAAGAACUCCCGAGUGGUGACGGAGCAGCGGCUGCAGCAGGAGUCCCGGCGGGUGCACCUGGGAAGUACCGAGAAGUCUGGGAGCACCUUCUCCCGCGAACUGGUGCUGGUCGCAGGUCCAUCGGACAAUCAGGCCAAGUUUUCGUGCAAGGCGGGCCAGCUUAUAGUGUCCACGCAGCUGGUGGUGCAGUUUCCUCCGACUAAUUUGACGAUCCUGGCCAACGUGUCUGCGCUGCGCCCAGGGGACGCCUUAAACUUGACGUGUGUCAGCAUUAGCAGCAACCCACCAGUCAACUUGUCCUGGGACAAGGAGGGGGAGAGGCUGGAAGACGUGGCCGCACCUCCCCAGAGCGCCCCGUUCAAAGGCUCUGCUGCGUCCAGGAGCGUUUUUCUUCAAGUGUCAUCCCGCGACCACGGCCACCGUGUCACCUGCCGCGCCCACAGUGCAGAGCUCCGCGAAACCGUGAGCUCCUUCUACCGCCUCAAUGUGCUGUACCGUCCAGAGUUCCUGGGGGAGCAGGAGCUCGUGGUCACCGCGGUGGAGCAGGGCCAGGCACUGCUGCCUGUGUUGGUGUCCGCUAACCCCGCUCCAGAGGCCUUCAACUGGACCUUCCGCGGCUAUCGCCUAAGCCCAGCUGGAGGUCCCCGGCACCGCAUCCUGUCUGGUGGGGCUCUGCAGCUAUGGAACGUGACGCGUGCAGACGAUGGCUUCUACCAGUUGCACUGCCAGAACUCAGAGGGCACCGCUGAAGCCCUAGUGCGGCUGGACGUGCAUUGUGAAAUGAUAUUACAGAUGGGACACAGUUUGGGUGAUGAUGGAUUUGGGGCUAAACUGGAGGGCAACCUCUGAGUCCUGGGUCCCCAGGGAGAAGAAGAAGAGGAGGACCAUAGCCUAGAUGACAUGGAGAAGAUAUCAAAAGGAUCCACAGGACGCCUGCGGAUUCACCAUGCCAAGCUGACACAGGCUGGUGCUUACCAGUGCAUUGUGGACAAUGGAGUGGCACCUCCAGCCCGGGGGCUGGUCCGUCUUGUAGUCAGAUUUGCCCCCCAGGUGGAACAUCCUACCCCCCUAACUAAAGUGGCUGCAGCUGGAGACAGCACCAGUUCUGCUACCCUCCACUGCCGUGCCCGAGGCGUCCCCAACAUCAUCUUCACUUGGUCCAAAAAUGGGGUUCCUUUGGAUCUCCAAGAUCCCAGGUACACGGAGCACACCUAUCACCAGGGUGGGGUCCACAGCAGUCUCCUGACCAUUGCCAAUGUGUCUGCAGCCCAGGAUUACGCCCUCUUCACGUGCACAGCCACCAACCCCCUUGGCUCAGACCACACCAACAUUCAGCUCGUCAGCAUUAGCCUGGACCAGCCUUCUGGAGAACCUGACCACCAGGAACCCACAGAGCAGCCUGCAGGACCCCCCGGGCUGCCCCUGCUGCCCGUGUUGUUUGCUGUCGGGGGUCUUCUGCUGCUUUCCAAUGCUUCCUGUGUGGCGGGAUUCCUCUGGCGACGGAGACUGAAACAUCUUGCUGAGGGCAUCUCAGAGAAGACAGAGGCAGGGUCGGAGGAGGAGAGAGUCAGGAAUGAAUAUGAGGAGAGCCAGUGGACUGGGGACCGGGACACUCAAAGCUCCAUGGCUAGCACGUCAGAAGUAGAGCCAUAUUACCACUCCAUGAAGGACUUCAGCCCUCGGCUGCCUCCCACCCUGGAGGAGGGAUCUUAUCCCCAAGGUCUCAAAGAUGAGGACAUGGCCUUUCCCGGGCACCUGUAUGAUGAGGUGGAAAGAAUGUAUGCCCCAUCUGGAGCCUGGGGACCCCUGUAUGAUGAAGUACAUAUGGAUCCUUAUGACCUCCGUUGGCAUGAGGACAAGUAUGAGAAUCCAAGAGGAAUCUAUGACCGAGUGGCAGAAGACUUGGAUGCUGUGAGAUCUGAUUCUCUACCCUUUGAGCUGAGGGGAGAGCUGGUGUGACAGAACUGUGUUCAAGACAGAACCCAGGGUGGGGGGAUAUGUGUAAGUGACAGAAGAAGGUUCAAGCUGGUGUCAAAACAUCACCAAGGCUCCUUCUGGGCUUAGUUUUAGAAACUCAACUUCUCUCAAGGGGCAGAGUCAUUCACGUGACACCUCAACAAUAAAUAGCUAUUCUAAGGGUCUUUAUGCUUUUUGAAGUAAAAAUUCAAAAUUAGAAAAGACAUAUUAGCAACUCAUUUCUGGGCAGGGGACGCUGGGAUUGUAGCUCAGUGGUAAGAGCGCUUGCCUAACAUGCAUGAGGCACUGGGUUCGAUCCCAAGCACCACAUACAAGUAAAUAAAACGAAGGUACAGUGUCCA
This is a messenger RNA of Ictidomys tridecemlineatus (thirteen-lined ground squirrel), 4138 nucleotides long. Lineage: Eukaryota; Metazoa; Chordata; Mammalia; Rodentia; Sciuridae. The record is from RefSeq and is a predicted model, not a curated record.